Molecule: messenger RNA, 1058 nt
Organism: Papaver somniferum (opium poppy)
Lineage: Eukaryota; Viridiplantae; Streptophyta; Magnoliopsida; Ranunculales; Papaveraceae
Product: 50S ribosomal protein L7/L12-like
Exons: 2
Coding region: 250-846 (198 amino acids)
Biological process (GO): translation
Cellular component (GO): ribosome
Molecular function (GO): structural constituent of ribosome
Source: RefSeq, a predicted model, not a curated record
CAUGGCCCCAUCUAACGGGUGUACCGAAAGUGUUUAAUGUUUGUGGGCACCAGCCGCACCUACUUCUCUUUCGGUCUUCAACAUCCUCGAGAGAAAAAUCCUCAGUGCACGAGUGUGAGACAGAGUUCCGAGCUUUCCCAAUACAUUUCCAUCUUCAAAACCAUGGCUUCUUAAACCCUAAUCAGCUUCUUCUUUUUUGUAUUCUCUACCGUUGGAAUAUCCUGGGUUUCUCACCGAAAAUUCCAAAUCAUGAGGUACUUAAACUACAUUUUAAGAACAUCUAGAAACCCUAGAAUUUUAUCUCUAAAAGACUCUUCUUUUCUAGGUUAUUUAUCACAAUCAAUAAACCCUAAUUCCUCAAUUCCAAAUGAACGAUCUUGGAAUAAUCGUUUUGCAUCUACAUCAACUGAAGAAGUAAAACCCAGUGAAAGAGUAAUAUCACUUGUGGAUGAAAUCAGUGAUCUUACAUUACUUGAAGUUGCAGAUCUAACAGAAGUAUUGAUGAAGAAAUUGAAUAUAAAUGAAAUGCCAAUCAUGACUAUGAUGAUACCAGGAAUGGGAAUUGGUGGUAAAGUUGGUGGGGGUGUAGGAGGAGCUUCAAAAGGGGGAGAAGAGAAAAAAGCUGCUGAAAAAACUGCAUUUGAUUUAAAGCUUGAAGGGUUUGAUGCUGCUGGAAAGAUUAAGAUUAUUAAAGAAGUUAGAACUUUUACUGAUUUGGGUUUGAAAGAAGCUAAAGAAUUGGUUGAAAAGGCUCCAACUUUGUUAAAGAAAGGAGUAACUAAGGAAGAAGCAGAGAAGAUUAUCGAGAAGAUGACGGCUAUUGGUGCUAAAGUUACAAUGGAAUAAUAAGAACAAUACCAAAGAUGGUGGCCCUUAUCUAACAGGUUCAGUAGUUAACCCAGGCGCUGCUUAUUAUAUUUCACAAAAUCUAACACAAACUAACUUGGUGAUUAGGCUGGUUUGGCUACCAAUUGUGAUGUAGUGUCAGUGCCUGGUUUCCCUACUGAACUUCCAGGAGUGUUUUGUUUUUUUAUACAAUAUGACAUGAAUUUAGGCAU